Messenger RNA from Sceloporus undulatus (fence lizard), 3712 nucleotides. It is a transcript of the gene POU3F2, whose product is annotated as POU class 3 homeobox 2. Bases 103 to 1581 code for a protein of 492 amino acids. The transcript is spliced from 2 exons. Gene Ontology annotation, biological process: brain development; regulation of transcription by RNA polymerase II. Gene Ontology annotation, molecular function: RNA polymerase II cis-regulatory region sequence-specific DNA binding; DNA-binding transcription factor activity, RNA polymerase II-specific. The record is from RefSeq and is a predicted model, not a curated record. Gene Ontology annotation, cellular component: nucleus. Lineage: Eukaryota; Metazoa; Chordata; Lepidosauria; Squamata; Phrynosomatidae.
AGCGAGCGAGAGGCGAGCCAGCGGAGGAGCCCCGAGGCGGGAAAGUCAGCUGUCAAAUGCGCGGCGCCUGGCAGCGGAGCCCUCAGUCCGGCUCGGGGAGCCAUGGCGACCACAGCCUCUAACCACUACAGCCUCCUCUCCGCCGGGUCGCCCAUGGUCCACGGAGAGCCUCCGCCGGGGAGCAUGCAGCCGGGCGCCGCCGCCGCCGCCUACCGCGAUGCCCAGGCGCUGGUGCAGGCGGACUACGCCGCGGCGCUCCAGAGCAACGGCCACCCGCUCAGCCACGCUCACCAGUGGAUCACCGCGCUCUCCCACGGAGGAGGAGGCGGCGGAGGAGGAGGAGGAGGAGGCAGCGCUGGAAGCGGCGGAGGCGCCGGGAGCAGCGGAGGCGGGAGCAGCGGCGGGAGCGGCGGCGACUCUCCGUGGUCCAGCAGCCCCUUGGGCCAGCAGGACAUCAAGCCCUCGGUGGGGCAGGCCGGGGCCCGCGGGGAGGACUUGCAGCAGCAGCAACAGCAGCAGCAGCAGCAGCAGCCCAGCAGACCUCCGCACUUGGUGCACCACGCCGGGAGCCACCACGCCGCUGUGGCCGCCGCCGUGGCGUGGAGGACGGCGGGGGGCUCGGCUCACCUUCCCCCGGGGAUGGCGGCGGCCAACGGAGGCGGACAAGGCGGGCUGCUCUACUCCCAGCCGCCGCCGCCGGGAUUCACCGUCAACGGGAUGCUGGGCGCCGGCGGGAUGCACCACCACGGCUUAAGGGAGGCCCACGAGGAGCCCCCUCCGCCCCACCACGCCGAGCACCUCUCCCAGCAACAACAGCAGCAGCAGCAGCACCCCCCUCCGGCCCCUGCCCACCACCACCACCACCCGCACCCCCAGCACCCCCAGCCCCCCCACCCCCACCACCCCCACCACCCUCCCCCCCCCCACCCACACGAAGCCCCCCUCGCCUCCGCCCCGCACUCGGACGAGGACACGCCGACCUCCGACGACCUGGAGCAGUUCGCCAAGCAGUUCAAGCAGCGGCGGAUCAAACUGGGAUUUACGCAGGCGGACGUGGGCCUGGCCCUGGGCACCUUGUACGGCAACGUCUUCUCGCAGACCACCAUCUGCCGCUUCGAGGCCCUGCAGCUGAGCUUCAAGAACAUGUGCAAGCUGAAGCCCCUGCUGAACAAGUGGCUGGAGGAGGCGGACUCCUCGUCCGGGAGCCCCACCAGCAUCGACAAGAUCGCCGCCCAGGGCCGCAAGCGCAAGAAGCGCACCUCCAUCGAGGUGAGCGUCAAGGGCGCCCUGGAGAGCCAUUUCCUCAAGUGCCCCAAGCCCUCGGCCCAGGAGAUCACCUCGCUGGCGGACAGCCUCCAGCUGGAGAAGGAGGUGGUCCGCGUGUGGUUUUGUAACAGGAGGCAGAAAGAGAAACGCAUGACGCCCCCGGGAGGGACUCUGCCGGGAGCCGAGGACGUGUAUGGGCCCAGCAGGGACACGCCGCCGCCGCCUCCUCCUCACCACGGGGAACAAGACUGGGGAGAUGCUCUUCCCCUCCCUUCAAACCACCCCCUGACAACGUUGCUUCAAAGCUGCCUUUAAUUACGGAACAACUUGCUUGAUAGUCGGAUAGAAGAACGCGGCCUUCCCUUCACAAGGCAUCUAAAUUCCACAUGCUCCCUAUCUAUUCAACUAGCCCUAAUGGGCUUUAGCUUCUCAUAUUAUUAUUAAUUAUUAUCUCUGGGGUGGCUCUGGAUUAUGUGAUUUCUUUGCUCACCACAUAAUGUUUUUUAUCUCUCUCUUUCAUUGUUGUUAUUGCUGGUAGUGGUGGUGUACAGUUUUCUCCAUGGAGUGAAUUAUUCCCGUUUUGAGACACAACAGGGGAAAUGCUACACAUUAACAGGAUUGCCAUCAUUUCUUCCUUUUCUAAAGGUCUUGGAUGAGGAUUUUGCAUCACAACUCAGAACAAUUAAGCUGUUAAAUGUGCAAAACUAACACUCACAGAAAAAGUUUUCACAGAGGAAAAGAAUUGUCUACCAGCACAUAUCUAAACAAUUAAAUAUAUUACAUUCAAAUACAUUUCCUUGAACAAUUUGGUGGCACCCAGAAAACUUAAAAAAUUACUUUCAUGCUGAAAACGUUCCCCCUGCCCCAAAAGUCCCAUUGAACUAUGUGGAGCCAUUCCAGAGUAAUUGCUCCAGAGGUUGUAGUCCAUUUCAUUCUUGAAGUGUUUCCUAUGGCCACAGAGAUAUCUCAAAGCUUUUAUGUACACAUUAUCAUUUAUUGCCUCAUUGCUGUGACAAGAGGCAAGUACUCCUUUGCCACCAUGAACCUGUGUGAGCUUAUUUUUAAGCAAUGUCAGUAGACAUUCACUAGAAAUGUGGUCUAAAAUGGCAACUCCUUAGGGAAUAAAUUUCCGUAGAAAUGUAUGGUGUGCUCUGAAACUGAUCUGGAUUAAGCAGUGUAAGGGUUCCAGACUAUAUCGUUUCUCCUGCAGGAGGUACCAGAAAAUGUGAAAUGUAUAAUGACAAAAACAGGUGGAGAAUUUUUUUUAAAAAAAAUGGGACCCUCUUUUGAACUUCAGAAAUUGUCCAAUAAAAAAGUGUCACCUUACCUUUUGGUUCACUUAUUUUAAUACACACUAAGGUUCUACCUUACACAUGUGAAAGAAAUAUUCUUAAGCCAACUAUAUAGAACCAGGAUUCAACCUAAUGACGUUUUCCAAGUGCUUUUUCUUCAAGGAAACACAGGUGGCACAAUGACAUUACACAGAGUUGAGCUGAUUCAUGUGGUCAAACUAGUGGAAGUGUUAGGGUGUGUUAUAUAUGAAUAUGAAAUACUGCUACAUGGAAGAGUUGCUUUUGUUAUGAUUAGCUUCAGUGUGGGUAAGUAAAACAUUUCUGUUCUUACUAUACAGCAAGAGUGGGUAAUGUGCACCUUGCCAGAUGUUGGACUCCAGCUUUUGCCUUUUCUUAGCAUUGGCUAUGCUGCCUAGGGCUGAUUGGAGUUGUCUAACAACAACUGGAGAGCUACACAUUCCCCAUACCUGUUCUACAGCAUUUCCUCCUUUUAGUUUGGCUGGAAAAAUUAUUUUACACAACACAGUUGGGUCAUUCUACACAUUCUAGUGAAAACAAGAUACCGAGGUUAGAAACACUUAGCUCACCAAAACAUCUUACACAUUCCCUUACUAUUAGCCAUGCCAGCUCACUGUAGGCCUCAGUGUCUAGAUUCUAGAAGCUGAAAUUAAAAACAUCUGGAAGGCCAGAUAUUAUCUACUCCUACUGUAACAAAGUACAACUUUCAAGCCAGGUAGUUGCAACAAGAAGACAACCAUUGGAAGAAAUUGUCCCUUAAUCUGGGAUGAAGGUUCCUCCUUAAAUGCUGCCCUUCUGUCUAUUGUCUCUAGCAACUGUGGAUUGUGCUACUAUUGCUUACACUCACAUUACAACUUAAGAGGCUGCGACCUGAAUAAGCAAUAUCAUAACUAAUUUCUUGGUCAUUUUAUGUCACUCCCAGGCAUACUUAUCUAAAGAGGGAGCAUCAAACAGCUUCUUUUCAAGAUCAAUUUCAAGUGGCUUUUCAAGCCACUGCAGCCAACUAUGGCCUCUCUCACCUGAGCUGCCUAGAAGGUGGAAAUAGUCUUGUCUCAAGUCCCCCAUGUGCUUACUGUCUGCCAUCGAGGACUUGCUCUUUGGAGAGAGAGAUCUGAGAGCUCUUCUUGUGUGUGCAA